AUGGCCAAGAACAUAGAACAAACGUCCCCUCAAUGUGCGUUUUGCAAAAAACUCCAAGUACAUGACACUAUCCUUUGUUGUAAACAAUGCAAAGCUGUUUAUUAUUGUGACCGGGAAUGUCAAAGGAAACAUUGGCAUGAUCACAAAGCAACAUGUGUUGCCUUGCAAAGCAUUAAUCACAAGGAUAUGAAAGACAAUGCAAACUUGGAAUUCUUUGCAACCCACCUAACUCCAAGUCAACAAAAUAAACUG
This is a messenger RNA of Paramuricea clavata, 252 nucleotides long. Lineage: Eukaryota; Metazoa; Cnidaria; Anthozoa; Malacalcyonacea; Plexauridae. The record is from the annotation of a GenBank genome assembly.